AUGGCCACGAGCGCAAACGCCAUCGGAGGCAUACCACGUAUACAAGAUGCGCUCCGUACCCCGGAAGACCUCGAGAAAAUUGCAGGCUUGAAAGCAGAAAUCAAUCGCAAGAAGGGCGAUGCCGAUGCCAGAUUGCGAGAAGGACUGAAAGAGCAUUUGGAUACUACACAGAAUGGGAUGUCCACUCUCGCGGAAGGACAAAAGCUCGUGGGGCAAAUCAGAGAGGAGAUGAAGAGCAUUCAUGAUCUCUGCGAGCAGGCGCAAGCCAUUCGCAGGAACUUUCCCCAGCUCGAUUACCUUGCCAGGGUUCAUCGCAAUUUCGAGGCAACGCGUGCUAUGCAAGCGGGCCUGGAUAGUUUUGAGAAGGACUGCGCCCAUGUACAGAGACUCCUGGAAGACGAUGAGACUAAUCUGGAGGAACAGUCCAAUCUUCUCGAGGCGCACAUGCGUUUGACACGGUUGCGCGAUUUCCGAGACGAAGCACUGGACCAAAUCCGGAGAGGGAGGGACUCGAGCUUGGAGCAGACACUUCUCGACUGGUUCCAACCGCUUGACAGUGUCAUUGAGAUCUUUGAUGAUCACCUUGGCCAGAUCUGCCUGAAUCUCAUCGAGCUGGUCCAGCAGGAUAAUACUGGCAUCAUUGUCCGCCUUGCCAUUGUCAUUGCAUCAGAAGAGAAGAAUGAUGACCGAGUGCGAGCCCUGCAAGACGCGCAGAAGGAUCACCAAGACCUCGUCAGCAAGUUCACGUCGUUUACCAUCGGACCUAAAACCAUUCGCGGAUACAAAGAGAAAUUUCUCCGGGCCAUCGAGGCCGUGGCGCAAGCGAAAUUCGAACAGACAGGCGAAGAUUUCCAGGCCGAUCCCUCCAGACUUGAGAAACAAACCAAGUGGUUUUUCAAUGACCUGUUCAUAUGCAAACAAGGAAUGCAAAACCUCUUCCCCAAGAAAUGGAAGAUCUUCCAGACAUACGUCGACAUCUACCACAAGCAAAUGCACGAUUUUCUCAUUUCAUUUGUGGACGCGGAAGAUCUCCGACCGCCGCAAAUGCUGGGGAUCGUGCACUACGUAGAUGUUUAUUACAGCAAGAUGAACAAACUGGGCGUUUCGCCGGCCCAGUUAAAGCCACAUGUCCUAGAUUCGCGUGAGGGUGACCUGAUCCGCGAGUACAGAAACAUCAUCACCAAAGCUCUCAAUUCUUGGAUGGACAGGAUGUACAUCAGCGACCGAAAGAACUUUUCAUCGAGAGCCCCGGACGCCAUCGAGCAAGACCCAGAAGGACAUUUCCGAACCAAGACCCUUGGCGAUAUGUGGCGGAUGUUACACGAGCAAGCUGUAGCAGCAGGCGAUUCGGAGCGCGAAGACGUUGUGGAAGGUGUGAUGAUUGCAAUGUUUAGCGCCUUGAAGUCACGCCAGCAACAAUGGGAGAAACUCAUCGACGAAGAAGUAGACCGAUACAAAAACCCAACGCCAGAGCAACUUGAGAUGCUGCAGCCACUUCAGGAUUGGCUGCUCGCCAUCGCAAACGAUCAGAUUGCUUGUGUGGACGACGCCGCCGCAGAUGUGAUUGACGAAGACCCGACCGCUCAGAAAGGCUAUCUAACUCGAUUCCGCGAAGACUUUGCCAAACUACCUACACCUCCGUCGGCCAAGUUCAUGUCCACCAACGGCACCAGCGAGUUAGAUGCUCUUCGGGAUGGCUAUGUCGAUCUGGCCACCCACUGUAUCAAUUCUUUUGUCCAGUUGAUCUUCCGCGUCGACUUCCGCUCGAUUUUGACCGAGUUCUUCGUCUCUGGGAAGUGGUACGAGCAGGCUGCGAUGAAAAGGAUCACCACGACCUUUGAUGAUUAUAUCGGAGACUACAGUUCAACAUUACAUCCAUCACUCCUGGACAUUUUGAUCGAGGAGCUUUCAGAUGCUCUGUUGGUGAAUUACUUGACGUCGAUUCGGACCAACCGCGGGGUCAAGUUUAGGCGAGGUGAACCUUUCGCUGCUAAGUUCAGGGAUGAUGUCCUUGCCGCCUUUGCCUUCUUCGAGAAAUAUCCCGAAAGCUUCAAUGAAACCAUCAAACCCAAGUGGAAGGUUGUCAACUUCACAGUCCAGUUCCUCGAAGCGGACAAAAACGACGUGGUGGGAGUGUAUGAACAAUUCAAGCGGGAGUUCUGGGAUCUGCAACUGAGCUGGGUGGAAGGAGUUCUCAAAACUCGAGACGACUGGGACCGCAGCAUGAUCACGGCAGUCAAAAGGGCGGCGGCCAGCACUUAUGCGGAACGAGGUAUGGACACGAUUAUGGGAAGAGUCAAGUAA
This is a messenger RNA of Capronia epimyces CBS 606.96, 2304 nucleotides long. RefSeq lists its product as uncharacterized. The record is from RefSeq and is a predicted model, not a curated record. Gene Ontology annotation, biological process: exocyst localization; exocytosis. The transcript has a single exon. Lineage: Eukaryota; Fungi; Ascomycota; Eurotiomycetes; Chaetothyriales; Herpotrichiellaceae. Gene Ontology annotation, cellular component: exocyst. Gene Ontology annotation, molecular function: SNARE binding. Bases 1 to 2304 code for a protein of 767 amino acids.